This is a messenger RNA of Manihot esculenta (cassava), 2148 nucleotides long. RefSeq lists its product as uncharacterized. Bases 408 to 1868 code for a protein of 486 amino acids. The record is from RefSeq and is a predicted model, not a curated record. NCBI's taxonomy places the organism in Eukaryota, Viridiplantae, Streptophyta, Magnoliopsida, Malpighiales, Euphorbiaceae. The transcript is spliced from 15 exons.
UAAAACGAAAAUAAAGAAAAACAGUGUAGAAAUCUGAAAAUGAGUUUCCCUCCGAAGGGGACGCGUUCGUUAUAGUUCAAAGAAAGGGCGAGAAGAGCAACGAAGGAAAGGGAAGAAACGCUUGAAUUAAAGCUUGAUUUAUAUCCAUUUAUUCAACAGUGAAUCCAUUGGCAAUUGGGAAAGAAAUUACUGUUGAGGCUUUGUGUUCUUUUGGCUUUUCUACUAAGCUUGAUUUCCAUUUCUGUUUUGUUUUGAUUCCAAUGCAAAACCCUCCUCUUCAAUCUAUCGAAUCUUCUUAACAUAUUCAGAAGAUGAAGAUGAUGAUGCUUCCAUGUAUGUAGACACUGCUACAAUUCACCUUCUGAGGAGAGACAGAAAGGUUGUUUGGUUUAGAUUUGGACGAAGAAAUGGACACGGGUAAGAAGAAAGAAGUAAUUCGAUUGGAAAGGGAAUCUGUAAUUCCAAUUCUCAAGCCUAAGCUCAUUAUGACAUUGGUCAAUCUCAUUGAACUUAGUUCUGACCGUGCUGAAUUUCUAAAGCUCUGCAAGAGAGUUGAGUACACAAUUCGUGCUUGGUACCUUCUGCAGUUUGAAGAUUUGAUGCAACUAUAUUCCCUCUUUGACCCGGUAACUGGGGCUCAGAAAUUGGAACAGCAGAAACUAUCUCCUGAAGAAAUUGAUGUACUUGAACAGAAUUUCCUAAUACACUUAUUUCAGGUUAUGGAUAAGAGCAACUUUAAGAUAACAACUGAGGAGGAGAUUGAUGUUGCACUCUCAGGGCAAUACCUUUUAAACCUUCCCAUCAAAGUAGAUGAAUCCAAGCUUGACAAAGAGCUUUUGAAGAAGUAUUUUGCUGAGCAUCCUCAUGAAGAUCUUCCAGACUUUGUUGAUAAGUUUGUUGUCUUUCGACGUGGGAUUGGAAUUGAUCGGACAACUGAUUAUUUUGCUUUGGAGAAAGUGGACAUGCUCAUUGCACGGUUUUGGGCAUUUCUUUUGAGAGUGACUCGGAUAGAAAAACUUUUGCAUAGAAAAUUGAGGAGACGGCGUAAACAAGAUCCAAAGAAGGAUGAUGAAACUAACUCAGAAGCAGCUCAGGAUGACUUGUGUGUUGAACGAAUUCGUUUGGAGAAUAUGGAACUAAGUAUUAGGAAUUUGCUAGGCAGUAAUACAAUCCAAGAACCUACAUUUGAUAGGAUAAUCGUUGUUUACAGGCGAGCAAGUACCAAGUCGAAAAAAGAACGAGGAAUAUAUGUGAAGCAUUUCAAAAAUAUUCCAAUGGCUGAUAUGGAAAUAGUUCUUCCGGAAAAGAAAAAUCCUGGGUUAACUCCAAUGGAUUGGGUCAAAUUCUUGGGUUCUGCUAUAGUUGGACUGGUUGCUGUGAUUAGUUCAGUUGAAAUGCCUAAGGCUGAUCUUUGGGUCAUCUUUGCUAUACUUUCCACUGUGAUUGGUUACUUUGCUAAGACAUACUUCACGUUUGAGCAAAACUUGGCUGCAUAUCAGAACUUAAUUACACAGUCCAUGUAUGACAAACAGUUAGAUAGUGGAAGGGGCACUCUUCUUCACCUGUGUGAUGAUGUGAUUCAACAGGAAGUCAAAGAGGUUCUUAUCUUAUUUUUCAUAUUGAUGGAACAGGGCAAGGCUACUCUGCAGGAUUUGGAUCUGCGAUGUGAGGAAUUAAUCCAAGAAGAGUUUGGAGAGAGAUGUAAUUUUGAUGUGAAUGAUGCAGUUCAUAAGUUAGAGAGGUUCGGCAUUGUUUCUCGGGAUACUAUUGGACGGUAUUAUUGUGUUAGCCUAAAACGUGCGAAUGAGAUUAUCGGCACCACUACAGAAGAGCUUGUCCUCAAGGCAAAACAGGGUAUUAGCACUUGAUGUUCUCUGGAAGGUUAGCUAGCUUCUUGUAUAUCAUUACUACUUUCCAGGUGUAUUACCUUCAGCCUGUGAGCACCUCUAAAUAUCUGCCACGAUGGUUUACCUGAUUGCUUCUUUAUUCUGUUUUCUAUUUCAAUAAUCAAUUGUUAAUAUUGUAAAUGAAGAAAGCAUAUGAGAAGUGACUUUGCGGCUUCGUUUAGUGUAAUCUCAUGUGCUGAUUUUUAUUGUUGAAUCUGAUUCAUUUGAAAUCGGAUGAAUGAACAGUUUAAGUUAUGCGAGA